AUGUGGAAGGGCUGGAUCGUCAUGGCCGGGCUGGUUAUUCUGGUCGUCUGCCCGAUAAUAGCUGGCCAGCGACUCGAUUCUGAUGUGGAAGAUGGACAGGUCGAAGACGUCGUUCACGAAUCUGCAGAAGCGCCAGAACCUCCGGUCCAGAUCGAAGAACCAGAAUCCUGUACAACCUAUUCAGAAUCAGCACCUCCAUGCUGUGGAAGCCCAGCACACUUGGCAAAUACGCAUUAUCUCCUCGUAAGUGGAGACCCAAGAGUA
This is a messenger RNA of Mesorhabditis spiculigera, 264 nucleotides long. The record is from the annotation of a GenBank genome assembly. NCBI's taxonomy places the organism in Eukaryota, Metazoa, Nematoda, Chromadorea, Rhabditida, Rhabditidae.